GCUACCACCAGGUGGAUGCGCCGCUGCCGCAGCAGCAGCAGCAGCACCAUCAUGGGGAAGGGCGACCCCAACAAGCCGCAGGGCAAGAUGUCCUCAUACGCCUUCUUUGUGCAGACUUGCCGGGAGAAGCACAAGAAGAAACACCCUGACUCCUCGGCCAACUUUACCGAGUUCUCCAAGAAAUGUCCUGAGAGAUGGAAGAUCAUGUCUGCCAAGGAAAAAUCCAAGUUUGAAGAUAUGGCAAAAAGUGACAAAGCUCGCUAUGACAGGGAGAUGAAAAAUUAUGUUCCUCCCAAAGGUGACAAGAAGGGAAAGAAAAAAGAUCCCAAUGUGCCUAAAAGGCCUCCAUCUGCCUUCUUCCGGUUUUGCUCUGAACAUCACCCAAAGAUCAAAAGUGAACACCCUGUCUUAUCCAUUGGAGAUACUGCAAAAAAAGUGGGUGAAAUGUGGUCUGAGCAGUCAGCCAAAGGUAAAUAACCCUAUGAACAGAAAGCAGCUAAGCUAAAGGAGAAAUAUGAAAAGGACAUUGCCACAUACCGUGCCAAGGGCAAGAGUAAGUGGGAAAGAACAGGCUCCAAGAAGAAUGAACCAGUCCAAUGUUCAUAGCACCACUAUUUACAAUAGCCAAGAUAUGGACACAAUCUAAGUGUCCAUCAACAGAUAAAUGGGUAAAGAAGAUGUGGUCUGUGUGUAUACACACACACAAUUAAAUACUCAGCCAUAAAAAAGAAUGAAAUGUUGCCAUUUGCAACAAGUAUGGACUUAGAGGGUAUUAUGCUGAGUGAAAUAACUCAGACAGAGAAAGACAAAUACUUAUGUUAUCACUUAUAUGUGGAAUCUAAAAAAUAAAGUAAAUUAGUGAAUAUAACAAAGGAGAAACAGACUCACAAAUAUAGAGAACAAACUAGUGGUUACCAGUAGGGAGUGGGAAGGAGGGAGGGGCAAGAUGGAGGUAGGGGAUUAAGAGGUACAAACUACUAUGUAUAAAAGGAAUAAGCUAUAAGUGUAUAUCACAGGGGGUAU
This is a messenger RNA of Orcinus orca (killer whale), 1023 nucleotides long. Its product is annotated as high mobility group protein B2-like. Bases 16 to 477 code for a protein of 153 amino acids. The record is from RefSeq and is a predicted model, not a curated record. Gene Ontology annotation, molecular function: DNA binding, bending. NCBI's taxonomy places the organism in Eukaryota, Metazoa, Chordata, Mammalia, Artiodactyla, Delphinidae. The transcript has a single exon. Gene Ontology annotation, biological process: regulation of transcription by RNA polymerase II.